GUUCAGUCGUUAAUCUAUGUUAAGUUUCCAUUAUAUCCACGUGGAUCAUUCAGUGCUUAUCUUGUCGGUGAAGGUGAUCCAGACAGUGGUGCUGGUGGAGAUCUAGAUGACGGUGGUCUGGAUGAUAAUGAUGUUGUUGAAGAGAUGGAAAAUGGUGAUGUUGGCGGUGGUAAAGAUGACAGUGGUGAUGAAUCAGUUGAAGAGGAAGAAGACCUGCUGUCGUCUGAUGCAGAUGAUGAAUCCGCUGAUAAAGUGAAACGUAAUAAAUCACCAGAGAAUAGAAAUCCAGUUAGAGAUUAUGAUCGACAUGAAGUAAAGAAGAGGCUCUUCCAGAAGGCUUCAUAUAAACCAGCCUAUGAACACGUUUCUCCAUCAGUCCGUCAUGGUCAUUUAAAAGCUUUCACUUAUCUGGCUGGUCGAGCUGAAUUGAAUCGUGUUCUACAAAUCCUCUUGCAUGGUUUAGAUAUGAAUUUUCCAGAUCGUUUCAAUUAUUCUAUAUCAUGUUUAAGUCGAAUAUUUCUUUCUACGCCAAUAUUAAAUUUCUCAGAUGAUCAUAUCUCAAAUUCAAUGAAUCCAAUUACACAGAAAAUUAUCAGCGAAUCCACUGAUCUACAAGACACGGUGUAUACAAUCUAUGAGCGUAUACUGAGUUAUCUGUCAACAUUGAAUGAAAAUAUGUACACAGAUGUACAAACUGUAGCCAAUUCACAAAUGAAUACAACUAUCUAUCGACCGGAUACCAAGCCAAUGGGAAAUUCACGUUCCCCCAUAGAUAUACGUUAUAUGACUGGAUUAACUGGCCUGUGUAUAUCAUUGGCUAUUUCAUCAGCAUCAAAUCCUCAAUUUCGAUGUCGUUUAAUUCAACAAUUAACUAGUACAAUAUUCACAUGUCAAUGGCAACCAGAUACAGCUAGAUUACUUGGUUAUCAAGCUUAUUGGCUGGCUAUUGAUUCAUCGUGUACUACUACUAGCCCAGGUGGUGAUUGUUCAACCAAUAAAGAUACUGUCAGUACAUCACUUUAUGCUGUGAAACUUAUAUGGCCAAAAUUUAUGGCUAUUGUAAAAGAAAUUGAACGUGAUAACUCAUUUAUUCAUCAUUAUCGACCAGAGCCUCGAUUACUCGCCCUGCUGUACAUUCUACCAGGUUAUAUAUGCGCUUUACCAGCUGAAAGUCUAGUUGAUCCAGAAAUCUAUGCGGCAUUUAUUCAACCUCUGAUUAUAAUCCUCGGUAAACUUCUCUAUCUAUCAACUGGAUGUUGUGUUAAGCCUCAGUGGAAUGAAUUAUUCCCUGAUGGUGUUGAUGAUGCAAUAGCCUCAUCUAUUGGUUUCAAUAACAAUGAUAAUGCUGAUGAUGGUGAUAAGGGUCCAAUGACAAGUGCAUGUCCUGCACUGGCUGAAGCCUGUGGAAGUUUUCUAGGCAUGUUACUGCAUCGUUUAACCUGUUAUAGUAUUGAUUUUCGACGAUUUAAUCUAUUGGGAAAUGGUGUCGGUGUUAAAGAUGAUGAAGGUGAUACUGAUAAUAAUAAUAAUAACAACGAUGACGCAACCAUGCUGAACAGUCGUCAUCAUCAUAACCAUGAUGAAGCAUAUGCACAAUCCUCAUGGUGGACACCAUUUGUCCAUCUGAAAUCAAUCGUCAGCUAUUGUUAUAAUAAUAAAAGAGGGAGUAAUAAUAAACGACGUCAGCAUAGUUUUUGGUUUAUACCAACUUUAAUGACAAAAUCGCUAGGUCAACAACUCAUUAAAGCCUUUUUAUACCCAAUUAUGCAAGAAUUAGAUAGAACUUGUGAUCGAUUAAAGAUUUUACUACAGAAUCAUUGUAAUAACCUCGACGAGAAUGCUGCUACGACGGCUGUCAAACAGAAUAAUUGCGGGAAAAGUUAUACUGAACAACAGAAUGAAUUCACCACGUUGACAAUUUGGAUGAAUCAUAUUACAAAUGGUCUGGCUGAUGCUUUAGCUCCUCGGAAACAAGAAAUCCCUACGACAGCGACGCCGACGACUACUACGGUUAUCGGAAAUGAUAUUAUCCCUUGGCAUGGAUUAAAAAGUCUAAUGAAUAGCUUAAAUGAUGCCUGUCAGAUAUUACCAAGUGAAGAUUUAAAAUCUUCUGUAUCUGAUUGGGAUAUUACUUAUUUUUAUAUGAAUAAUGACCAACAACAACCACAACAGCAGCAGCAACCGCAGGAGAAUGUCAAUGAAGUGUCCAUGGAGUUACGUGAUUCAAUGUUAAAACUUGGCCUACAGUUGUUAGAUGUGAUGUCAAAGUUAAUUGAACAAGCUGAUGACAAUUUAAUGGACAAUAAUAUAAUAUUCUAUCUCUCAGUGGAACAAAUUGAUCAGAUUGUCAAUCUGUUCACACCGAUCUGUUUAAAUCAUCUUCUCUAUUCAAAAUCAAUUACAAUCGUUAAUAUAACUGUAGAAAUUAUUCCAAUGUUAUGUAAACUACGACCAAGUCUAGUUUUACCGAAUCUUCUCAAUGACCUGGAAUAUGGUUUAACUAGACCAGAAAUGCCGUUACGGUUUACACGACCACUAUAUGCUUUAAUAUGGUCUGUUCAGUCGUUAAUCUAUGUCAAGUUUCCAUUAUAUCCACGUGGAUCAUUCAGUGCUUAUCUUGUCGGUGAAGGUGAUCCAGACAGUGGUGCUGGUGGGGAUCUAGAUGACGGUGGUCUGGAUGAUAAUGAUGUUGUUGAAGAGAUGGAAAAUGGUGAUGUUGGCGGUGGUAAAGAUGACAGUGGUGAUGAAUCAGUUGAAGAGGAAGAAGACCUGCUGUCGUCUGAUGCAGAUGAUGAAUCCGCUGAUAAAGUGAAACGUAAUAAAUCACCAGAGAAUAGAAAUCCAGUCAGAGAUUAUGAUCGACAUGAAGUAAAGAAGAGGCUCUUCCAGAAGGCUUCAUAUAAACCAGCCUAUGAACAUGUUUCUCCAUCAGUACGUCAUGGUCAUUUAAAAGCUUUCACUUAUCUGGCUGGUCGAGCUGAAUUGAAUCGUGUUCUACAAAUCCUCUUGCAUGGUUUAGAUAUGAAUUUUCCAGAUCGUUUCAAUUAUUCUAUAUCAUGUUUAAGUAGAAUAUUUCUUUCUACGCCAAUAUUAAAUUUCUCAGAUGAUCAUGCCUCAAAUUCAAUGAAUCCAAUUACACAGAAAAUUAUCAGUGAAUCCACUGAUCUACAAGACACGGUGUACACAAUCUAUGAGCGUAUACUGAGUUAUCUGUCAACAUUGAAUGAAAAUAUGUACACAGAUGUACAAACUGUAGCCAAUUCACAAAUGAAUACAACUAUCUAUCGACCGGAUACCAAGCCAAUGGGAAAUUCACGUUCACCAAUAGAUAUACGUUAUAUGACUGGAUUAACUGGCCUGUGUAUAUCAUUGGCUAUUUCAUCAGCAUCAAAUCGCCAAUUUCGAUGUCGUUUAGUUAAACAAUUAACUAGUACAAUAUUCACAUGUCAAUGGCAACCAGAUACAGCUAGAUUACUUGGUUAUCAAGCUUAUUGGUUGGCUAUUGAUUCCUCGUGUACUACUACUAGCCCAGGCGGUAACAGCACUAAUGGUGGUGAUCAUUGUUCAGCCAAUAAAGAUACUGUCAGUACAUCACUUUAUGCUGUGAAACUUAUAUGGCCAAAAUUUAUGGCUAUUGUAAAAGAAAUUGAACGUGAUAAUUCAUUUAUUCAUCAUUAUCGACCAGAGCCUCGAUUACUCGCCCUGCUGUACAUUCUACCAGGUUAUAUAUGUGCUUUACCAGCUGAAAGUCUAGUUGAUCCAGAAAUCUAUGCGGCAUUUAUUCAACCUCUGAUUAUAAUCCUCGGUAAACUUCUCUAUCUAUCAACUGGAUGUUGUGUUAAACCUCAGUGGAAUGAAUUAUUCAUCGGUGAUGUUGAUGAUGCAAUAGCUGCAUCAAUUGGUUUCAAUAACAGUGACAAUUCUGAUGAUGGUGAUAAGGGUACAAUGACAAGUGCAUGUCCUGCACUGGCUGAAGCCUGUGGAAGUUUUCUAGGCAUGUUACUGCAUCGUUUAACCUGUUAUAGUAUUGAUUUUCGACGAUUUAAUCUACUGGGAAAUAGUGUCGGUGUUAAAGAUGAUGAAGGUGAUGCUGAUAAUAAUAAUAAUGACACAACCAUGCUGAACAGUCGUCAUCAUCACCAUGAUGAAGCUUAUGCACAAUCCUCGUGGUGGACACCAUUUGUCCAUCUGAAAUCAAUCGUCAACUACUGUUAUAAUAAUAAGGGGAGUAAUAAUAAACGACGUCAGCAUAGUUUUUGGUUUAUACCAACUAUAAUGACAAAAUCGCUAGGCCAACAACUCAUUAAAGCCUUUUUAUAUCCAAUUAUGCAAGAAUUAGAUAGAACUUGUGAUCGAUUAAAGAUUUUACUACAGAAUCAUUGUAAUAACCUCGACGAGACAAAUGCUGGUGCUGCUGCUACUGCCACGACGACCGCUGUCAAACAGAAUAAUUGCGGGAAAAGUUAUGCUGAACAACAGAAUGAAUUCACCACGUUGACAAUUUGGAUGAAUCAUAUUACAAAUGGUCUAGCGGAUGCUUUAGCUCCUCGGAAACAAGAAAUCCCUACGACAACGGCAGCGACAGCGACGACGCCGACGACUACUUCGGUUAUCGGAAAUGAUAUUAUCCCUUGGCAUGGAUUAAAAAGUCUAAUGAAUAGCUUAAAUGAUGCCUGUCAUAUAUUGCCGAGUGAAGAUUUAAAAUCUUCUGUAUCUGAUUGGGAUAUUACUUAUUUUUAUAUGAAUAAUGACCAACAACAACAGCAGGAGAGUGUCAAUGAAUUGGCCAUGGAGUUACGUGAUUCAAUGUUAAGGCUUGGCUUACAGUUGUUAGAUGUGAUGUCAAAGUUAAUUGAACAAGCUGAUGACAAUUUAAUGGACAAUAAUAAUAAUUAUAGUAAUAAUAAUAAUAAUAAUAAUAAUAAUAAUGAAAAUUUGAUUGGUGAUAUACACGAGAAUAAUGAUGGUUCAAUGGAGAAAUUAAAUCAUUAUACUGAUACUGGUCCAAAAUCGAUUUGGUUAUUAAUUCAACCGGUACAGAUUGUUAAUCUACUGGAAAUAACUCAUCGUGCCGCGCUAAAUAUUCCCAUGAAUGAAAUUCGACCACAGUUAUUACAAAUCGUACGUGGUCCACUUGGUUUGCUAUCGCCUGAUUUAGGAGCACGCAACUGUGUACAUCCAUUAAAUCAACAAGCAUCACGUGAGACUGGCGGCAGCAACAACAGCAACAGCAGUGAUAUGAUAGAUAAAUUAAUCCCAAGUAUUAACAGUUUAAAUGGUGUUUAUUGUACUACAAUUGCCGAGAAACAUGAAACUGGUGAAGAGAUACAGACGUAUUCUGGUUGUUCAUUUAUCACUUAUGCAGCACGUAUACAUGAACAUUUUCGAGUCUUCUUAAUCCAUCAUUUACAGAAACAAUUAAUGCUGAAUGUUAAAAGUGUUGAUAAUAAUAAUAAUAGUAAUAAUCAGUUUAUAUGCCGUUCAAUUGCUUGUGCUAAUAUUCUACUGCCAUCGCCUUCGAUAAGACAAUUUGCUGAAAUAUUAACUCGUCUAGCGAUAUCACCACGUCGAUCGGAUAUUAGACAAAUUGCUACAUCAUUAUUAAAUGGAUAUUUAAUUAGAAAAUGUCCAUCUAUUGGUAGUCAACUGUUGAAAUCAAUGAUCCAGCGUUUAGACAAUAUAAUCCCUGAUAUCAAUGCUUCAAUAUCUUCGUCUAGUGCAUCAUUAAUAUCUUCAGCAUCAGGUUCUUCAUCGUCUUCGUCUUUAUCCGCCUUGAAUACAAAUACACAUGCACAACAAAUUUCAUCGUUAAUUGCUUCUUCACUUGAAACCAAGCAAAAGUUAAUCCACUUUCGACGUAUAUCUGCUAUUACACUGUGUAAACGUGUCUUUUGUCGUCAUCAUACUGAUCGUGAAUAUGAUGAAUUAUUCCGUUUAGAUCCGUGUCUAUUUGUCCAAUUCUGUUUAUGCCUUAUUCAACAAUUAAUGAAUUAUGAGAAAGAAAAUUCUAUUUGGUUUAAUGAUUUCCACCCUUCUAUGAAUACUAUUCAUCAUGAAGUCGUUAAUGGUGAUGAUGAUGAUGAUGAUGAUGAUGAUCAGAUUGAUGACAAUUCACCUUAUCGUGAGGAUAAUACUAGACAAAAAUCAAAAGACCGCCAUAACCAACAACAACAACAACACCAACGAAAACGUCAGUUAAAACAACUUCAAACAAAUCGUGAUCAAUUGGAACAUUUAAUCACUCAGAUAUUACGUACAUUUAAACAUUUUCCUAUUGAUGUGAUAUUAUAUUUUCCAACAAAGGAUAAACUUCCACCAAAUAGUUGGUUAUCUAAAAUUUUUAUUGAAAUUGAUUAUUGUUUAAAUCAUGCAUUUCAACAUAAUAAUAAUAAUAAUAGCAGUAAUUCAACAUGUAACGCUACCAUUGAAACAUUGAACACACCAAAUCAACUAAUCAAUAAAGUCAUUGAAAAGCGUAUUGAAGCCUUAACAUUAUAUACACAAAAAAUUUCUGAAUAUAUUGUUAAAAUAUGUUCAAAUUUUUGUAAAAAUUUACAAAUAUCAAGUAAAGAUUCAUUACCACACAAUACUACUACUACUAAUGAUGAUGAUAAUUUGAAUUCUGUGAGUAGUUGUAAUAGUAGUUGGAUGUUUAUAACCACCCUAUUGCAAAUUUUACAUUUCCCUAUGAAUGAACCCUUAUCCCCACAAUGGAAAUCCAGCGUGAACUGUCUUACUGAACCAGUGUUGUGUCCACCAUCUGUAAAAUUUAUUCAUACUCUGUUCGAAUUAAUGAAAUGUGAACAGACGGAAGUAGCAUUUACCGCAAUUCGAUGUAUUGCAGAGCUGAAUUACACCUUAGUGGGAUAUUAUCGUAAACCAUUAGUGAAGUGUAUUUAUCCAGCUGAAGUAUGUAAAGAAAAAUCAACUGGAGAGGAUCAUCAUGGAGGAGAAAGUUGUCUACCGAAUAUUAUUGCUGGUCCACGUCCUGAUAAUAAAUUUCUUCUAUUUAAUGAAAGUGCUAAAGUAUUACAGUCGAAUGAUGCCUAUAGAAAACAUCAUCAUAUUGGAUCAUUACAUUGUGGUUUUGUUUACUAUCCACCUGAAGUGUAUAUCCCUGAUCCUGAUUGUAUUAUACCCUAUCCAGUGUUCAACGAUAAAAAAAAGGAUAUGGCGACCACUGCUGCUGCUACUCCUACUACAACAGAUGAUUCUUUGACCUUUGAUAGCAUCAUCAUUAGUCAACAAUCUUGGUUAUCACAUUUCACUAGAAAUGAUUCACAAAAUACCUUAAGACAACAAUGUGCCUGGCUAUCAGCCUACAAGUUAUCUAAUCGAUACAGCUGUGAAACCCGCGAAUUUUGGAUUAAAUUAGCUAAGAAUUUAUUAUAUAUGCAUAGAACAUUUCUUGGUAAAUCGGGUUGUUCUCAUGCAAUACGCUUUCUAGUCUAUACAUGCUUACUUGCUUAUGGUCCAGAGAAUAUGUUAAAGCAUAUAGAGUAUUUUAUAAAAACACUGUUAAUCACGCUACCAAAUAAUUCAAAAAAUUCACCAUUGGAUGGAAAAGCUGAAUUCAUUGGUUUCUAUUGGAUACGUGCUGUACUGAACGUGUUGAUACUUCUCAGUGAAUUAUGGUCACGUGAAUGGCGGUAUUAUUUUUGGCGUUGGAUGAUACCGCGGAUAUUAUGCUGGUCAGAGAUAUGCGCAUUAAAAGUAUCCGUAAAUGAUUUAGCCCAAUCAAUUGAUGAAAAAUUACAUCCAACGCUAACACAUGUCCAAUGGGUUGUAUCAAUGUAUGCUGGUAAAUUUGCUGGAGGCAGAGAUGAUGAUGAUGAUGGGGAUGAUGCGAAUGACGGAGGUGAUCAUGUGGUGGACUGUACUACAGAGAAACCGUCAUCAGUGAAUAAUGAUAGUAAUAACAACAGGGUUAGUCAAUCGUCAGCUGGUGGACCAUUUCAUCGUAUCAGUUUUAUGUAUGCCUUUGUUAUACAUGAAGUUAUUGAUGAAUUAGAACAAGAUGUUCAUUGUUUACACCCGUUAUGGGAUUGGGCUAUACAAGGUUUACUUGAAUGCUGUUGUCAUAGCAACAACAACAAGAACAAUAAUAAUAAUAAUCCAUUGAGUCAAAUGAAGUCAUCAGCCUGUCAGCAUAUGAAAGAUAUAUCUGAUGAUGAUGAUAGUAUUAUUAUUAUGCCAUCAUCUGUCGGUGGUGAUGAUGAUGACAUUGAUACAUGCCCAUCUUGUCUACUUAAUCAAUACUUACCAUUACAACAUCGUCGUGUAUUCUAUGAAAGAAUAUGUUAUGUGUUUACAAUGUCAAUGGGUUGGAUUGGUAUACCAUUACAUGAGAAGUUGAUAUCCUUGUUACAAGCAACAACACAACAGCAACAGAAAUCCUCUUUCAUCUCGUCGUUAUCAUCGUCGGUAAAUGGAUCCUCUUUGGUUCCAUAUUCAUCAGAACAGAAGUCCACUGUCUGUUGGUGGUAUUCUCAAGCGUGUAAUAAUGCCUUAUGGAUAAGAGAUUUAGCCGCCCUAAUAGCUACUUAUCAUACCUCGUGUAUAUUUAAUAUACAUCUUCAUGAAGAGAAGAAUAAUUUAAGCAUAAUUACAUAUAAUCCUCGUCGUCAUAAUAAUAAUAAUAAUAAUAAUAAUAAUAAUGAUAAUAAUAAAACAGAGAGAAGUCAGCUAUUAUGCUUAACAAAACAACCGUCAACAAAUGUUGUGCAAAAUUAUGAAUUAUUUGCUAAAGGUUUAUUUAAUUAUUCAAAAGAUAAUUAUGAUAAAUUUACUGGUGGAGAAUUUUUAGUUAAAGUGUUUAUACCAUUACUUGUUCGAGACACAGUGAAUGUUCUUCGAUUGAAAGGAGUAAAGUUAUCCAAGUCAACUUUGAAGUUACCAGUAGCUGAACCGGAACAGAUUAAUUCUGCUAUUUUAAAAGAGAUUUAUAAUAAAAUAUCAAAUACCGCUGAAAUUAUCACUGAUGACAAUGACAUCCUUAUGAAUAAUGACAAGAAUGAUAAUAGUUAUGAAAGUUAUCGUCGAGCAGAGAUUAUUGUCUUAUCAAAUCGUCUGUUCUGUUUAUAUACAUGUUUCAUAUCACUCUUGACACUUGGUUUCCCUGUAUACAGAACUAGAAUGAUUCAAAAUGCCUUAAGGCAUGGGGAUACUGUCGUUGACACCAGUGACUCGACAACGACGACAACGGUAAAUAACAACAUCCAUAGUGAUUCCAGUGAGGAUAAUAAUAAUGAAAGUCAAUUAAUCCAGUCAGCAUGUUGUACAUCAAUAUGCCAGUAUUUAAUGCCACUUAUUGCAGAUAUCUGUUCAAUAGGCAAUGCCUACGAUUAUUUUUCAAUUUCAUUAAAUAUGAAUAUAUUUCAUGAUAAUUCAUCUAUAUCAAAAACAAAACAUCAUAGUGUACAAUUUGAUGAGGAGCAUAUGGAUGGUUUAAAUUAUAGUGUAUCAGCUUAUUUGAUAAAUUUAUCCACUAUGACAUUAUCUGGUCAAGGUCAUACAAGUGUAAAACAAAUUCUAUCGACCAUUGAACAAUUUGUUCAAUAUUUCCUAGAACAUCCAUCAUGGCGUUCGCGGGCUAUUGGAAUAUUGCUAUUUAGAAAUCUUGUUGUCUUUAAUUUAUCAGCAUUUUAUAAUUCUCAAAAUGUAUUAAUCACAAAUAUGACAAUUGAUAAGUAUGUGAAUAAAAAAUUAAGAAGCAUUCUAUGGAAUUGUUUAAAUGAUGCCCUGCUGGAAGUUAGUCAGAUAGCAAUGUUUGUUAUGGCUGUAUUUAUUGAAGUGAAUUUAAUUAAGUAUGAUGAAAAAUGGAUUCGUCAAUUAAUCAAACAAAUCAAUCAACCUUUACCAAAAUCAAUAAAUCAUCAAUUACCCAAUGGUCAUAUUGUUCAUUCAAACAAUACACCAACUGAUAAUGCUGAUGCUGUUACUGAUGAUACUGACAGUGAAUAUCGUCAAGCUGUAAAAACACGUUAUCGAUCAGUAUUAGCUUUAUGUUCAUUUAUCCAUGGACAUCCGCAUACAACACCGGAUUAUCUACCAAUGAUUAUCUCAGAAUUAUCCAAUCAUAUACAUGAUCCACAACCAAUAAAACAAGUGAUUUCAUCAACUCUGUCAGCAUAUUCACGUAGUCAUCAAGAAGUAUGGCAUGAACAAUCGUUGAAAUUUACACCAGAACAAUUAGAAAAUUAUAAAUUUGUCAUUUCAGACGCUUCCUACUAUGUUUAGCUAUUUAUUUAUUUAGGUAUUUAGCUAUAUACUACUUAAAAGUAGUAAAUAUUACUACUAGUAAUAUUCAAAUUAGCUUACUCUUUUCUUUAAAUGUGUGUGUACGUGCGUGCGUGCGUGCGUGCGUGCAAAUAAUUGGUACUGGUGUAAUUCAGUCAUAUAUUAACUAAUUAAUUAAUUUGUCUACCAGAGAUGUCUAAGUCUAUUUUGCUUCUUCAAAAUUAACGCGGAAUUCUCAAAUGAUUUAUUAGUGGUGGUAUAAUGUUUGAAUUGAUGAGAGAAAAAAGUAUUUUGAGAUGUCUACAUUUAUAUAUAUAUUUUUUAUGGUUUUUUCUUGUUUUCUGUAUAGUCAAUGAAGAGAUGAUUAACAUGCCUUCUUUUUUCUAACAUAUUUUUGUGUAAUGUAUGUAGGUAUAUUUGUGUAUAUGUGUAUAAUACAUAAAUACAUGUUGGUA
Trichobilharzia szidati is the source of this 10694-nucleotide messenger RNA. Lineage: Eukaryota; Metazoa; Platyhelminthes; Trematoda; Strigeidida; Schistosomatidae. The record is from the annotation of a GenBank genome assembly.